UGUUAGUGGAAGGCUAUUGUCGAGUAAAGCUCUCGGAUCACCACUACAUACCCAGAAAAAAAGAAAGUCUCGAUCGUUUUUUCUUAAACGUCAACACUCGCUGACCGAUGUAUGGCAAACGACUCUUAAAUCUACAACGGCUAUGACUAAAGCAGCUGCCAGAAUGGAAAAUACAGAAAUUGCUAUAGGUGGACACCAACAUAAUCAUGACGGGCCAAGUGGAUCAGAACCGGCGAUCGGCGGUACAAGUAUACCGAUCGCACCCAAGAAACCAACCAGAAGAGCAGGUGUGAAACCACAGCCUGAUCGUCCGUUACGAGCGCUCUUUUGUCUUACACGGACAAAUCCUCUUCGAAAGCUUUGCAUCGCCAUUGUGGAAUGGAAACCCUUUGAAUAUUUGAUUUUACUUACAAUUUUUGCCAAUUGUGUAGCCUUAGCUGUGUACACACCCUUUCCCAAUAGUGAUUCAAACACCACGAACGCGGCACUCGAAAAAGUUGAAUAUAUCUUUUUAGUAAUAUUUACGUCGGAAUGUGUAAUGAAGCUAAUUGCAUACGGGUUUAUAUUACAUCCUGGAUCCUAUUUGAGGAAUGGAUGGAAUAUUCUCGAUUUCACUAUCGUAGUUAUUGGUAUGAUUUCUACAGCGCUGUCUAAUCUUAUGAAGGAAGGAUUUGAUGUUAAAGCUCUUCGCGCUUUUCGAGUACUUCGUCCAUUGCGUUUGGUAUCUGGAGUGCCUAGUUUGCAAGUUGUUCUCAAUUCAAUCCUUCGUGCCAUGGUGCCUUUACUACACAUAGCCCUACUGGUACUGUUUGUGAUAAUCAUUUACGCCAUCAUAGGUCUAGAACUGUUCUCCGGUAAAUUACAUAAGUCUUGCUUCCAUAAUGAAACGGGUGAAAUUAUGGACGAUCCACAUCCUUGCGGAGAGGAUGGCUUUCAUUGUGACACGAUAUCACCUGAAAUGGUAUGCAGAUACUAUUGGGAAGGUCCGAAUUUCGGCAUCACGAACUUUGAUAACUUUGGGCUAUCAAUGUUAACUGUGUUCCAGUGUGUGACAUUGGAAGGAUGGACAGACAUGCUGUAUUAUAUUGAGGACGCAAUGGGGAGUAGCUGGCAGUGGGUGUAUUUCAUUUCUAUGGUCAUUCUCGGUGCUUUCUUUGUUAUGAAUCUUAUUCUGGGUGUUUUGAGUGGUGAAUUUUCGAAGGAACGAACGAAAGCAAAAAAUCGAGGCGAUUUUCAAAAACUUCGUGAAAAGCAGCAAAUCGAAGAAGACCUUCGUGGUUACUUAGAUUGGAUUACACAAGCAGAAGACAUAGAUCCCGACAACGAAGCAAGUGGAAUUCAAGAGGGCAAAGUGAAAAACCCAAUUGAACUGGAUUCAUCCGACAAUCUUGGCGAAGACGGAGAGGUGCAGCAUUUGUCAUGGUGUGCUCGAAAACGAAAAUCUAUCGAUCGUGUCAAUCGCCGUUUAAGACGUGCUUGUCGCAAGGCUGUAAAAUCGCAGGCUUUUUAUUGGCUUAUUAUAAUAUUGGUUUUCCUUAAUACGGGUGUGUUAGCUACAGAACAUUAUCGUCAGCCUCCUUGGUUGGAUGACUUCCAAGAAUACACGAAUAUGUUUUUCGUCGCCCUGUUUACAAUGGAAAUGUUACUGAAGAUGUAUAGUUUGGGAUUCCAGGGAUAUUUUGUAUCUCUAUUCAACCGUUUCGACUGUUUUGUUGUAAUCGGUAGUAUUGGAGAGAUGGUACUCACUAGCACACAAAUUAUGCCACCUCUCGGGGUUUCUGUAUUACGAUGUGUCCGUCUAUUACGUGUUUUCAAGGUUACUAAAUACUGGCAAUCUCUCUCUAAUUUGGUUGCAUCGCUGUUAAACUCCAUACAAUCGAUCGCAUCUCUGCUACUGUUGUUGUUUUUAUUCAUCGUCAUUUUUGCUUUGCUCGGAAUGCAAGUUUUUGGAGGAAAGUUCAACUUCAACAGUUCAGUCGAUAAGCCGCGCUCAAAUUUUGAUAGCUUCGUGCAAAGUUUGCUCACAGUGUUUCAGAUACUUACAGGUGAAGAUUGGAACAUGGUUAUGUACGACGGAAUUCAGGCAUAUGGUGGGGUAGCAUCGAUGGGUAUCAUUGCUAGCAUUUACUUCAUUAUUCUGUUUAUAUGUGGUAAUUACAUUUUAUUGAAUGUCUUUUUGGCUAUUGCCGUUGACAAUUUGGCCGAUGCGGAUUCCCUAACGACCGUUGAAAAAGAGGAAGGUGAAAACCCUGAGGGUGACGAGGAAAAAUUGUCACAUGCACCAACACCAACUGAACAUGGAGAUGAUGGAUUUAUGGAACAUGAAAAGGACAAUUUGGACUCUGACAACGAUCCAAUGAACAUGUCUGAUGAAUAUGAUUGCCAUGAGUCACAAUCUAAGAUUCCUGUCCCCGAGGAUGACGAAGGUUACGAAGAGCAGGAUACGCAAGAUUCGCAAGACGACGGUCUGCGGGUGGCUAGACCACGUAGAAUGUCUGAGUUAAAUGUCGUCAAUACGGUGUUACCGAUACCGGAUGGUUCAUCGUUUUUUAUUAUGUCAAAAACAAACAGGUUUCGUAUUUUCUGCCACUGGCUCUGUAAUCAUGGCACGUUCGGCAACAUAAUUCUAGUCUGCAUUAUGUUCUCAUCGGCAAUGCUGGCGGCGGAAGACCCUUUGAAUGCCAAUAGUGAACGCAACCAGAUCCUCAACUACUUCGACUAUUUCUUCACGUCCGUAUUUACGAUAGAAUUGCUGCUGAAACUAAUUUCGUAUGGGUUUUUAUUUCAUGACGGAGCAUUCUGCCGAUCUGCGUUUAACUUACUUGACCUGUUAGUUGUCUGUGUGUCACUGAUAUCGAUGUUUUUCAGUUCGGGUGCCAUCUCUGUGAUAAAAAUUCUUCGAGUGCUUCGUGUUCUUCGACCACUCCGUGCUAUUAAUCGUGCUAAAGGAUUGAAGCAUGUAGUGCAAUGUGUUAUAGUAGCAGUAAAGACUAUCGGUAAUAUCGUGUUGGUUACUUGUUUGCUACAGUUUAUGUUCGCCGUAAUCGGGGUGCAGUUGUAUAAGGGAAAAUUCUUCUCAUGUUCGGAUGGUUCGAAAAUGCAGGAAUCAGAAUGUCACGGUACAUAUUUAGUAUACGAAGAUGGCAAUGUGGACAAGCCAGUUUCAAAAGAACGAUAUUGGUCACGAAAUCGGUUCCAUUUUGAUGAUGUAUCGAAGGCAAUGUUAACUCUUUUCACCGUGUCAACGUUUGAGGGCUGGCCUGGAUUAUUGUAUGUAUCUAUCGACUCCCACGAAGAAGAUUCUGGGCCGAUACAUAAUUUUCGCCCAAUUGUGGCUGCAUAUUAUAUAAUUUACAUAAUCAUCAUCGCCUUCUUCAUGGUAAACAUCUUUGUUGGUUUUGUCAUCGUUACAUUCCAAAACGAAGGUGAACAGGAAUACAAGAAUUGCGACCUGGACAAAAAUCAGCGAAAUUGUAUAGAGUUUGCACUAAAGGCCAAACCAAUAAGACGUUACAUACCAAAGCAUCGCAUACAGUAUAAAGUGUGGUGGUUUGUAACAUCUCAACCAUUCGAAUAUAUGAUAUUUAUACUGAUUAUGAUAAACACAAUUACACUUUCGAUGAAGUUUUACCGACAACCGGAGAUUUACACGGAGGUUUUGGAUUUAUUGAACCUUAUCUUCACGGCAGUCUUCGCCUUGGAGUUUGUCUUUAAACUAGCAGCAUUUAGAUUUAAGAAUUAUUUCGGAGAUGCGUGGAAUGUAUUUGAUUUUAUAAUUGUACUAGGUAGUUUCAUUGAUAUUGUAUACUCGGAAGUUAACGUCAGUAAAGGAAUGAAGGCAAGUAAUAAACAUGACAAACAAUUGAUCCGAUUAUGUAAAUCUUGAAUCAAUAUUUCUGAUUCAUUAAAGGGAGGAUCAAGUAUAAUAUCAAUCAAUUUUUUCCGACUGUUCCGAGUGAUGCGAUUGGUUAAGCUUUUAGCAAGAGGAGAAGGAAUUCGUACACUUUUAUGGACAUUUAUAAAAUCCUUUCAAGCACUACCAUACGUAGCAUUGUUGAUUGUCAUGCUCUUCUUCAUUUAUGCUGUGAUCGGAAUGCAGGUUUUUGGAAAAAUAGCCAUGGAUGAUGACACGUCGAUUCAUCGAAACAAUAAUUUUCAAACGUUUCCUCAAGCAGUUUUGGUACUAUUUCGGUCGGCUACAGGAGAAGCGUGGCAAGAUAUUAUGCUUGAUUGCUCUGCGCGGCCAGGAGAAGUUAAUUGCGACCCCAAAUCAGACGAUGCAGGAUCUCCCGACGGCUGCGGCUCUAGCAUCGCUUUUCCAUACUUCAUUUCAUUUUAUGUACUUUGUUCCUUCCUUAUUAUCAAUUUAUUUGUUGCUGUCAUUAUGGAUAAUUUUGACUACUUAACACGCGAUUGGUCUAUCCUCGGUCCGCACCAUCUAGACGAAUUCGUACGCCUAUGGAGCGAGUACGAUCCAGACGCUAAGGGACGAAUUAAGCAUCUAGAUGUCGUAACCUUGUUACGUAAGAUAUCUCCACCGCUCGGAUUCGGCAAGUUGUGUCCACACCGGGUGGCCUGCAAGCGUUUGGUAUCGAUGAACAUGCCGCUAAAUAGCGACGGUACGGUUCUGUUUAAUGCGACGUUAUUUGCGGUGGUACGCACAUCGUUAAAGAUCAAAACCGAAGGAAAUAUCGAUGAUGCCAAUACAGAAUUGCGCAAUACCAUCAAGCAAAUAUGGAAGCGCACAAAUCCGAAGCUUUUAGAUCAAGUGGUGCCACCACCGGGAGUCGAUGAUGAAGUAACGGUUGGCAAAUUUUAUGCUACGUUCUUGAUACAAGAUUACUUCAGAAGGUUUAAAAAACGAAAGGAAAAUGACAAUAAGCUAAGCAGCGAUCAGAACAAAAGACGCACGAUAACAUUACAAGCAGGCUUACGUACGUUACACGAGGCAGGUCCAGAGCUGAAACGAGCCAUAUCUGGAAAUCUUGAGGAUAUUGGUGAUGAUAAUCCGGAACCGUCCCAUCGGCGUAAUCAUACCCUGUUUGGAAACGUGUGGUGUUCAAUUCGUCGGCCUGGAACUUUCGGUUUAAAGCAAAAGGAAAAGUGGUCUGGAAAUCACAAAAUGACAGCCACCACAAUUGCUGCUUCAGCCGCCAUGCACACGGUAUUAUCUGGAACAAAUGAAGGUCCAAGACAAGAAGGUCCGAGGUCAAAACUCAACUGUGUCGACAGUGGUCCAGGAUACAGUCACAUAGCUGAAAGCAUUUUACAUGCUGUGCACGAUAAUCCAUUACGGGAUACGUUCGGUAAUGGUGUACAAGGUAGUGCAGAGAAUAACGAUGCUGCCACAACCGAUAUCCCUCUACGACCAUUAUUAUUGUAUGACGCAACUAACAAACGAGGACCUACAAAUGCCAAUGUUGGUUCACAAAACAUUUCCUUGGCAAUUGAUCGCACCAACAAAUUAGAAAACUUGGAAAAAGUUCGUCUGAUUCACUCAACACCCAGCAGCCCACAUGAAACUCACAAGCCAUCUUCUGAUGUGAUUGGAUCUGCGGAAAGCCUGGUCGGAAGGGUACUCGCACAACAAGGAUUAGGUAAAUACUGCGACCUGGAUCUGGUUCAUUGUGCUCAAAUGGAAAUGCAGGAAGCACUUGACAUGACACAGGAAGAAAUGGAUCUUGCUGCACAUGAGUUAAUGCUAGAAGAACGUUUUAAUAGAAAAAAUUGUGCCAGUGCAAAAAACAAUUCACGACGUAAGAUUAACUCUAAUAGUAAAAAAUCUGAGCAACCGCUGUUAUAGCACUCGUUGAGCCUAUCUCGAGAUAUUUUCGCAAGUUGCGAUUAUAAUUUGAAAAAGUCAGUUAUUUUUAUUUUACAAAGUUUUUUCUCUUUUUUCUAUUGCCACCAUGCUUGUCAUAAGUUGUAUGUAACAGUGAAGAGCACAGUGAAAAAUAAGAAAAUGUAAUGUGCCCAUACAACAUAAAAUUUUACAUAAACAAAUAUAAAUACGUUAAACACGGAAGCCCCGUUGAUAGAGCAGUUAUCACACAGCUGGCUAUGGAUUAAAUUCCCGAUGGUGGGCUAUGGCGUGAUGGUGGGAGAAAUUGGCACGGUGGCAACAACUCUAUCCGUAAAAACACAACGUUACAGAAAGCAACAUAAAAAAACUUUGUCUUUGUUGAGCAACGCAACAUUAAAGUCGGAUAAGAAGUAGGCACGAAACAUUAAAGGUCGGUCCACAAAAACAACUCACAUGCUAGAUUGUUCGACAUUUCCCAAGUUGUGUUGCAAAAGUAAUUUACGUUUGCAUAAACUUUAAUCAACUCGUAAGUUAGCCUUUGAAAAACUGAGAGACUUUUUGUUAUAUUCGUCGUCAUCCAUUUUUGGUCAAAAAUGAGAAAUUGCAAAUGUAUAAUUGGAGUCUCUCUUGGUAAUAUAGAGCUGAUGCCGUAAUUUUAAUAUACCGAAAAACUUUUAACAUAGUUGCGAGAAAAAAACAGAUGGUUUCUGA
Molecule: messenger RNA, 6514 nt
Organism: Anopheles bellator
Lineage: Eukaryota; Metazoa; Arthropoda; Insecta; Diptera; Culicidae
Product: muscle calcium channel subunit alpha-1-like
Biological process (GO): calcium ion import across plasma membrane
Cellular component (GO): voltage-gated calcium channel complex; membrane
Molecular function (GO): high voltage-gated calcium channel activity
Source: RefSeq, a predicted model, not a curated record